UUCCGUUCGGAGCCGCUCGAUUGCCAGUCGUACGGUCGUCGCGCGCGCACACGUCUUCUCAUCCGCCGCAACAACUCGCUCGCUCGCACGCCGCCACCGCCGUCGCCGUCGCCGUCACCACCGCCACCGCAGCCAACGCCGCCGGCACCGCCACCGCCGCCGACGCCGACGCGUCACCGUGCCAGCGAGCGCCCGCCGCCCGCUUCACCGUAGCACAGCUGUGCGCGGAGUCGCCCGACGACCGUCCCGGUUGUGUGUCCGCACCGUGUCCCGUCGCGCCGACCGAACACCGAACGAUCACCGAAUCGCGUCCGAGCGAAUAAAAAAAGAUAAUCAGUCUCGCGGCAAGUGCGCGCGCGUGCGGUACCCGUGUCGCGCAAUAUAUUAAACGAAUAAUAUUCCAAAACACCGUCCGGGGUACAUUGUCGCGGUUUUACCGGUUACCGGGAACAGGAAAGAGGCCGGUAAGAUCCGGGGGACCGGCAGCAGCAGGCAGCGGGAUUGCGAUCGAGCGCAGUCGAGUCCGAGGACCAGCAGCAUCCGGCGACCCGCGAGGCACAUGUACCGUUGGUAAUGGGCAAGAAGGGCAAGAAGACUAGAUGGCGAGAGCUGCCCAUCACCCUAGCAGACAAGCCGUACACAGCUGCGGAACACCAGCAGUCCGGCCGGCACGCGGCCGAUCCGAAACCGGUCAAUUUCGCCGCAGCCGCAGGCAGACGAAGCCAUGGUCACCAUGGUCAGACGACGCAUCACCAGCACCACCAAUCACCCAACCGGGGAAAUCAGUCCGUGGGCAGCGGUCAGCAGCAGCAGCAGCAGCAACAUCAGCAGCAUCAGCAGCAACACCAUCACCAUCAUCACCACAACGUGGAAUCUUCCACCGUGACGUUCAACGAAGAUGAGUACACGAAAAUCACAACGCCCAGACAAGACGUGCUGUUUAAAAAAGGAUACUUGGGACGGCGUAAGCACACCAGCACACCUGUCAUUACUGAAGUUCUAAACGAAAACGAAGAUGGCGUUUCGACUGAUACCAUCAUUAACCCGUUGGAUGAGUUGUGUUCGCAUGGCGAGUACGUCGAUCCGUCCGCGGUGUACAUUCUCAGCGGUGGCGAAUACGAAAUUUACGACCCCUACACCGGCACCGUAACCACGCUGAUGGGCGGACCACCUCCAGGCCACUAUCCACCCGUUGGCCACCCGAUGAUGACCGCGAUGCCAUACUCACCAAUGACAUUACAGGCCGUCGACUGGUACAAUCCUUCAAACCCUUCGAUCAACGAACAUUGGAUGCCUAGUGCCGCGGCACACCAAUCGAACACAAGAAACCACAAGAAACCGACUGCCGAUGUGCAGCAGAACUGCAGUGCUCAAAAUUCAGAGGUGAACAGUGGUGGCCAAGAAUCAUGUCCGGUCGAUCAGCAAAGUCUCUAUCAAACGCCACAACCGUAUAACAUGUAUCCCGGUUAUAUGUUUGGCGCUCCAAUGUACAAUUAUAAUGGUGUAAGUAUUCAAGUUCCGCAACCACAGUCUCCUCCUUCACCUUCAAUCAGUUUUGAUUACACCAACGGCAAACGCCGUAAGAAAAAGAAACGCAGAAAGCGAGGAGGUAUGACCGACGAAUACUCAGACUCGAGUUCGGAAGAGCAAAAGAGCCAGUCGGGCGCCAGCUGCGAUCUGGUGCUGGACUCGGAGAAGACGUCCGACUCGGGCGUGCUGACCAACAACAGCGGCGGCUCGACGCCAGUGAACGUCAUACCCGUGCAGCUGUCGCACACCGCCGCGCCGUUCCACAUGGAAUGCCCGCAACCGUUCGAGAUCCUGCACAGCGCACCGAUCCUCAUGCACCACCAUCACCUGCCGGCCGCGGACCACCAUCCGAUGGCCGCGUACUACCAACCGAUACCGCAGUACGGCGCGGAGCAGUUGGCGCCGAUCGGCUACCAGGUGAUACCGGAAGAACAGCCGGCCGACGUGGUGGACGACGACGAUGACGACGACGACGACGACCAUCAGCUGCAGAACAGCGAACCGACAGCCAGCUAUUCCGCGGAGAACUCGGACUCGGGCAUCAGCUCGCCCAACAGCGAGGUGAUGGUCAAAGGGGGCUCGUCCACGGGGGUGGACGACAAACACGAGAAGCCGCAGUCGAGCGUUGUUGGAAACGUCGCGGGUAUUUCCGGAACCGGAAGCGUCGAGUCAGUCCCGGUGAUGACGACGACAUCAACGACGACGACGACGACGACGACGACGACAACGACGUCCAAAAAGAGCCGGAACAAGAAGAAUAAGGGACGGGACAAAGGGUCCGCCGAGUCGACCAAGGCAACGACGAAGCAGGGAAACAAGACGACGGCGGUGGAUCAGCAGAAGAACGACAACCAUCUGCACCACGAGGGGGUGUCGAUCGGCAGCAAGAAAUCGUCGAAGAUCGCCAAGGAACCGGCCAUCAUUAAGAAACUGAACGCAAAGAAGGCUAAAAGCGGUGGCGGUAAACCGGAAACGGAUAAACCGGAAACGUGCAAGUCACCGCCACCGCCACCGCCACCGCUGUCGAUCAGGUCCGACGACGACGACGAUGACGAUGACGACGACGAGCGGUCCGCGGCCGAUUUGGUGUCGGCGGACGACGGCGGUAUGUCCGAGGAUAUCAUACAGCUGUCCAUCGGGCCGGUGGACGCGGAGUGGACGCAGGAGGAGGUGUUCUGUUCGCUCGAGUGCACGCCCCGGUCAACGACCACCGAUCACGUGCAGUUCCAGUUCGCGAAAACGCAUUCGGUCGACUCUUGCGAGUCCGCGGAGGAGGAGACAUUCGCCACGGCCGUCAACACCGGAAACUCGGACACGGAGAACGAGACGGUGCUACUACGGCAGGACGAGCCGGCCAAACAGCAGCAGGAUGCCGCGUUGUCCUGUUCCGCGUCGCGUGAAUGCGGCGCGUCCGCCUCGCCGUCCGCCGCCGCGACCCCAGGCCCGAUCACCGAGGCCGUGACCAAGUGGCUGAACGACCAGGGUGGCUUGAUGCUGGCCCCGUGCUUGGACGACUCGUCAUGCACCGACGAGGGCGAGCUCAGCGAGUACGACGACUUCGAGGAACACUCCAUGGUCACAACGUCCACCGCCAGUCCAAAAAACGUGCAAGGCAACCCUUACCCUGCGCUGUCUCGUAGUGAGGUAGGGUCAAGGGUUGCCGGUGCAUUGCCUCACGAUCAGCGACAGGCCGGCGGGCUGGUGUCCAGUGGCAUAUGUUGUCUAACUCAAUAAUUUACGCGAUAUGAUAACGACAGAUCAUCAUAAUAACGAAUGAUAAUGCGAUUUAUAUAUAUAUAUAUAUAUACAUAUAUAUUAAUCUGGAGACAAGGUGUUACAUACAACAUUAUAAAUA
Messenger RNA from Sipha flava (yellow sugarcane aphid), 3385 nucleotides. RefSeq lists its product as uncharacterized. The transcript is spliced from 8 exons. Lineage: Eukaryota; Metazoa; Arthropoda; Insecta; Hemiptera; Aphididae. The coding region runs from base 574 to 3264 and encodes 896 amino acids. The record is from RefSeq and is a predicted model, not a curated record.